This is a messenger RNA of Moneuplotes crassus, 1609 nucleotides long. NCBI's taxonomy places the organism in Eukaryota, Ciliophora, Spirotrichea, Euplotida, Euplotidae. The record is from the annotation of a GenBank genome assembly.
GAAUAAUUAUUAUUUAACUUAUGCCACAGAUAUCAGUAAUAGACUUAGGCUAUUACCAGCUUCCAAGGCCGUUCAGGAACUUUGAAAUCAAGGUAGAAGACCUUGAAGGAGACAAGGUCUAUGUCUUAGAGACCAAUACCUUACUCCUAGUGCAAUAUUCAGAGUUCUUUGUUAAAUAUUUAAAGGAUACUUUUAACUCUCAAUCUGAUAAAGAGGUGAAGUUACAAGCUGAUGUGUGCUCUUCUCAUUCAGUAUCAUGAAUUCUGAAAUGGAUGCACUGCAAUUUCUUGUGUAAGCUUCGGUCACUACCUAAAUCGAUGAACCAGAAAACCACCAAGGCAAGGCAGAGAGAUAGUUUGACUGAAAUUCUUUCUGAAAAGUCAAGUUUAAAGGAUUUUGACCUUUUUGAGUUGUUCAAAACUUCUGAAUUCUUUAUGGUUAAAUAAGGAGUUUUAUGACGACCUUCAGUUUUCAUUGAUGCUGCUCACCAAUGAAGAUACUAGUGUUGACCUUUUUGAACAGAUUCUAGUGAUAAGCCAAUAUUUUGGAGCAUGAGUAGAACAAAUUAAAAGCUUAGUGAUGAAGUUUAUUUACUCUCAUUUUUCACGAAUCGAAGGGAUUCCAAGGCUAUUUGAAGUUUUUGAAAACAAUGAAGAUAUUCUAAACAUUAUCAUUAUGGCUAGUCAUUACCUGAAAAUGAAUGACCAAAAACACCUCGAAUCCUACAUCGACACCUUAAAGAGCUAUUUCGACAAAUAACGUUUUUGGAUGUCUUGAAAUGUUCAGGAAGGCAGCUCGAGAGAAGUUACCGAAUUCUGUUGGUUUUGAGUAUUUUACAGCUGAAGUUCAGGCUGCUUCGAUCUAUCUCAACGCCUCUUCUGAUAUCGAGGAUUUCGAGAUGAUACAGUUGCACAAAGGCACUCACUUUGUAUGGAAGGUUAAGAUCAAACUGAAUGACAGAAAGGAGAUUGGGGUCUUCUUUUCCCCCAGAAUUCAGAAACAAGACGGAAGACUUGUCACAGGUAGAGAAGAUAGGUCUAUUAUUGAGAAGUAUGGUAACUUCCGUACAGCCUUUUACAAUAUUCAGCUAGAGAACUGCUUUAUGUCAGUGUAUGGGAAGAAUCAUUCAUUAUAUUCUUUCCCUUUGACUGAAAAUUACUUCUUUGGACCGUCUAAUGUUGCUACAACUCCUGAUAUUGUAAACUUUUUAGAGAGAAAUGCAAAAUCUAGCUAUCAUAUCAAAAUUCAGUUAUAUGAAGAUCCGGUGCAUUCAGCUAUAAUGAACUAUAUUGGCAUGCAUUUUGAAAGUCUUUUGAUAAAGGCUAGUGAUAGAGAUCUUGGGAAAAUUGAUCCCAAAGAGUUUAUAUGCCUUAUGGAGUCUAAGAUUCAUCAGAAUCUUAGUCCAACAACUCUGUUGAAGAUAAUUGAUAGGUAUUGUAUUGUGAAGGAGCUUAGUUUGUCUCAUAGAAGCCAAAUAAUGGCUACUAUUUCAGUAUCUUCCAAUGAUUUAGCAAGGUAUCAUGAACAGUCAAGGGAAAUGUUCUUCGGGCCUCAGAGCGGUUACUCAAUAAUAUUCACUCCAGAAUACCAAAGAUUACUUGAAUUCUAA